AUGGCUUCCAACGAGUCGCCCACCACUCAAUCUGGAGAUUUCACGCUCCUGUACUUUGCAGGUGCAACGACAUUCACCCAGAGGCCGUACGACACUUUGUCAGCUCCGUUUUCCAUCGUCGAGCUAUACAAUACUCUGGAAGAUAAAUAUCCAGGGAUCAAGGAGCAUGUGCUGGCGAGCUCUGCUCUGACCGUAAAUCUGGACUAUGUUGAUGUGAUGGAAGAGAUAGCCAAAGGCGCUGAUGCCUUGGUCAUUCAAGCUGGGGAUGAAGUCGCAAUCAUCCCGCCUGUCAGCUCCGGGUAA
Messenger RNA from Dissoconium aciculare CBS 342.82, 303 nucleotides. RefSeq lists its product as uncharacterized. Gene Ontology annotation, cellular component: cytosol. Lineage: Eukaryota; Fungi; Ascomycota; Dothideomycetes; Mycosphaerellales; Dissoconiaceae. Gene Ontology annotation, biological process: Mo-molybdopterin cofactor biosynthetic process. The record is from RefSeq and is a predicted model, not a curated record. Bases 1 to 303 code for a protein of 100 amino acids. The transcript has a single exon.